GGUGGUAACACUGCUUCUUGAGUCGCUCCUCCACUUUUUUGGCAAAGAGGAGUUAAUCUUUGUUUUUGGACAAGAGGAGUUAGGAGUUAGAUUAGAAAGAACUAUACUUAACUAUAAACUUUACUGCAAAAUGCUGAAAAUUCUAACUAUAAUUUGUUUUCUCCUCGUAGGAGAUACUUAUGCUAAAAUAGCUAAUGCACGCCUAGAGAGUUGUCCUAGUUGUACAUUGAAUCGAAAACCAGAAGUGAGAGCAUUUGCGUAUGAAGAUUUGCCUAAAUAUGGGAUAGAAUUUAAAAAAAUUCAUGGGCAUUUACCAGAGUUAGUUUUUUUUGAUGAAAACGAUAAAGAAGUAGAAAGGCAUUCUUUAUCUGACCUCACCAGAAAGGAGUGUAAUGAUCUUUUGUUAUCACGGGGAUUCGCCCUGAAAAAUGAAGAUUUGUAGAAUUUCA
Coccinella septempunctata (seven-spotted ladybird) is the source of this 449-nucleotide messenger RNA. Its product is annotated as selenoprotein M-like. Gene Ontology annotation, cellular component: endoplasmic reticulum lumen. NCBI's taxonomy places the organism in Eukaryota, Metazoa, Arthropoda, Insecta, Coleoptera, Coccinellidae. The transcript is spliced from 2 exons. The record is from RefSeq and is a predicted model, not a curated record. Gene Ontology annotation, molecular function: oxidoreductase activity. The coding region runs from base 131 to 442 and encodes 103 amino acids.